UAUUCGCUCCACUUGGCACGCGUUACGUCCCUUCACCGGAAUACAGACACGAUUAGAGGUUCGCCAUUCGAAGUUUGGCGCCACCGCCCCCUCGUGUUUUUGGACAGCCAACCGUGCGACAAGCAGGACCGAAGCGGUGUGCCUAAUAGGACAUACCAAGGAGUUGGCGGCAGCCAAUGUCCGACGGCCGGAGCCCAAACACGCAGGAUAAACACACAGAGAGAGAUCCCCGCAGCACCGACGGCGCUUUCCGUCCCAUUGUUUGAGACGUGCCGACGCACAGCUGGCCUCACAUAGCGCUGUAGGGUGAGCUAAGAUGGUGAAGGAUCCAAAGAAGCCAAGGGGCAAAAUGUCCUCAUAUGCCUAUUUUGUGCAAACGUGCCGAGAGGAACAUAAGAAGAAACAUCCUGAUGCUUCUGUCAACUUUGCAGAGUUCUCCAAGAAAUGCUCUGAGCGAUGGAAGACAAUGUCACCAAAAGAAAAAGGCAAGUUUGAAGAUAUGGCCAAACAAGACAAGGUGCGUUAUGAGAGGGAAAUGAAGAAUUAUAUUCCCCCCAAAGGCCAGAAGAAGAAGCGAUUUAAGGACCCCAACGCCCCCAAGAGACCACCGUCUGCAUUCUUCCUAUUCUGUGCAGACUUUCGCCCCAAGGUAAAAGGUGAAAGCCCCGGACUCUCCAUCGGGGACACGGCAAAGAAGUUGGGAGAGAUGUGGAACAGCUCAUCUGCAGAGGACAAGCAGCCGUAUGAGAAGAAGGCUGCCAAGUUGAAGGAGAAAUACGACAAGGAUAUCGUUGCUUACCGCACGAAGGGCAAGGUGGAUUCAGGAUCGGCUGCUACAGCGGACGAUGAUGAUGAGGAAGAGGAAGGAGACGAGGAGGAGGACGAAGACGAGGAUGACGACGACGAGUAGAUUGCAUAAGGAUGGGACCUGAAGUUUUGUUUAUGCCAUAUAACCCUAAUAUACUCAAUUUACCAUCUUGAAACAGAAGUCAGACUGAACAAGAUCAUGUGUAUAUUUAAUGUUUUUAAGAUGUACAGUGUUAUGCUCCUUUUUUUUGUAAAGUUAACACUACAUAUCUUAAGUUUGAGAUUUUCUAGUGGUAGUUCUUUAUCCCUGCCAUAUUACGUAACAGUUUAGGAGGACUACAAAUCAGUAUGAAAGUAACUAGUCUAUAGGUGUCACAACUCAAAAAUGAGAUUUCUGAGUUGGUAGUGUAUUUUUCUUUAUUUUGAAAAAUAUUUUUUUAUGUGCUGUCCUAAUGUCUUUUUAUUGUUCUUUGAAUACCACUCUAAUAUCAAAUGCAGCUGUCGACAUUCAAGAAUGUCUUCAAUAAAGGUCUUUUUUCUUUUUUUCUUUUUUUUAAUCAGUUUGUUUGUUUUUUGUUUUUCUUUUUCUAAUUUUAGUUGUCUCAAGAUCUCUGCGGCUGCCAGCCAGUUAUCAAAGAUCCAACAUGAGAACAUGUAUUUUAUCCGGUACACACAUAAAUAAUUCAGACGCUCUGGGGUUUUAGGCUUUUCAUUUAAAACCUGCUGUAGCCAAUGGCUUUGCAAGUGAAUCAGUGCAAGAUAAAAUGACAUAUCUCUUC
Molecule: messenger RNA, 1586 nt
Organism: Xiphias gladius (swordfish)
Lineage: Eukaryota; Metazoa; Chordata; Actinopteri; Istiophoriformes; Xiphiidae
Gene: hmgb1b
Product: high mobility group box 1b
Exons: 5
Coding region: 317-910 (197 amino acids)
Biological process (GO): regulation of transcription by RNA polymerase II
Cellular component (GO): nucleus
Molecular function (GO): DNA binding, bending
Source: RefSeq, a predicted model, not a curated record